This is a messenger RNA of Protopolystoma xenopodis, 507 nucleotides long. Lineage: Eukaryota; Metazoa; Platyhelminthes; Monogenea; Polystomatidea; Polystomatidae. The record is from the annotation of a GenBank genome assembly.
AUGUACUUGUUAAUUCCUAUUGUAUUAUAUGGUUUUGGUUUCAUACGACGGUUGAACAUUGAUAAUUAUAAAAGUUUCAAACUUCCAACUGUGGUUUCAAUGUUGUGGUUAGUCGGUUUUCAGAGGAUUUAUUAUUCCAAUUUUACUGUGUUGUGUUUGGGUUUAUUACUUGUUUCUCAGUUUCCUUACGUUAGAAUUCUUACAUGUAUAUAUGUUGUUAUAACAGUUUUAGUUGGACUUCGGCAACUAGGUGAGUGUAGUAGUCAAAUGAUACGACCUGUGACACUAAUAUUACGUUUGUUGGUGAAACUGUCUUUUGCUUAUUUGGUGACUCUAACUCUGGCUAGUCAAUUGAUUGAGGAGGGUAUUUUUAUUUUUUGUUUUUUGUGUUUUAUUUCUUCUAUGAAAUAUUUGUGUUUUUUAUUGACAUAUGUUUCACAAUUGAUGUUGCUGUCACUAAUAAUUAACAUGUAUCACGUGUUGUGUGUAAAGAUUUUUAGUAGCUAG